UUACCUUGUUUCUUAAUACUGCCAAGUUUUUGAACUGCAAUUGCUUAUGUUGUUUCUAAUGACCAGCAAUUUACUAAACUCCUAAAUACACAUGGUUUAUUUACUUUAUUUAAAUUUCUUUAAGGCUAAAACAAUUAUUCUAAGCAAAUAGAUUAAUAAAAAGCACACAUGUAAUUGAUCUGGGAAUUCAAAGAAUAGAUAAGAAGGUAAAACAUUUGCAUUUUUCAUGAAAAGGAAAUCAGAAGCAUGUUUAACUGUGAACCAAAACCCAUCUAGGAAUGCUGUUGGGCGAUUGCUACCAUGUUAUGCUUUCUAGUUUGAACUCAGGAAUCCUGACAAGCAACACAGUCACCAUGACGAAGCCUUACACUCUGAUUUCCAGUAUCUAUAGCUGGUACAGGAAGAACAUUGAGUACUUUCAGUGUGACUGACUUCAACUCGGACUGUCUGUUUCUGUAAUGGCACAAAUUCACAAAAUGGCAGCCGCAAUCCGAAUCUUAUUUAAAAAAAUGAUAAAUGUUUAAAAAAUUUCUUUGUUUAUUUCUUAGUUAUUACUAAGCAAUAACAUUGACAUUUGUAAUUGUAUUUGUAUUUGUAAUUGUAUUUGUAAUUGACAUUUGGCUGUUAAAGUGGAGAGUUUUCUUCUGCUCUAUUUUAAAGAAACUUAGGUGAAAGAUGAAAGCAAUGUCCACUGGUUGAUGAGGUUAAACAAAAUACUCUGGUAAUUAUCAGGGAAAUAUUUGAACUGAGACAUUCUGCACCCCCAGUCCCUCCUCCUACAACUGGCUAUUCCAUAUCGUUGUGGAAAGCCAAUGCUACUGUAACCGCAGCCGGAGAUAAUUUACACCAUGUUCGAAUGCAAGUGUGUAACAGAGUGCGUGUGUGGGGGUGCACAUGCUGAUGAGAGGAUGUGUGCAUGUGUGCGAGGGAACAUCCAGAGCACUCCUGGUAAUGCUGAGACUCCCUGUGAGCGGCUGGGUUUAUUUUUGGGUUAGUGACAGUGUGUCAAUGGCUGCAGAUGCGUCGGACAGGAAGGCUCUGAGGUACAAGCAAACGCUGCUCUAUGGAGAGUACCAGGAGAACCAGGGUGGCUCGGGCAGACGGGAGGCCACACGCCUGCUGACGGAGAGGCAGAUCAAGAAACAUGGAAAUCAUCAUCAUCACAGCCUUGAGAGGACACAACACACAACACAUGGUCGCCAUAGUCACGGCUACCAACAUGGCAAUCAUAGCAGGCAAAAAACAAGGUUUCAGCCCAACAUGGAAAGUGAGACUACAGAUGAGCAAAUGGCUGAUAACGAAUUUACCUCCAUGAGGAAAAUGCGAUCCUACUCUAAGUGCAGAGACUGCAUAGCACGGGUGCAGUGGUUUCUUGUGACGAGGCUGGGAGAAGACUGGAUCUUCCUGGUCCUACUGGGAAUCACGAUGGCUCUGGUCAGCUGGACCAUGGACUAUGCUAGUGCAAAAAGCCUGCAAGCGUAUAAAUGGAUUUAUAGGGAACUGAAGGGAAACAUCCCCCUGCAGUACCUGGCCUGGGUUUCCUAUCCCCUGAUGUUUAUCCUCUUCUCCUCCCUUUUCUGUCACCUGGUUUCUCCUCAAGCUAUUGGUUCUGGUAUCCCUGAGUUGAAGACCAUUCUGAGAGGGGUUGUUCUUAAGGAAUAUUUGACUCUGAAGGCUUUUAUUGCAAAAGUCAUCGGCCUGACUGCAGCUCUGGGCAGUGGGAUGCCCGUAGGAAAAGAGGGUCCUUUUGUACACAUCGCAAGCAUCUGUGCAGCAGUUCUCAGUCGUUUCAUGUCCUUCUUUUCAGGAGUGUAUCAGAAUCCCUACUGCUAUACAGACAUCCUGACAGUGGGCUGUGCUGUUGGGGUGGGCUGCUGCUUUGGUACUCCACUUGGAGGUGUGCUCUUUAGCAUUGAGGUAACAUCCACAUACUUUGCUGUGAGAAACUACUGGAGAGGAUACUUUGCUGCUACAUUUAGUGCCUUCAUCUUUAGAGUGCUAUCUGUGUUUAACAAGGAUGCAGUGACCAUCACUGCUCUGUUCAGGACAAACUUCCGUAUGGAUUUCCCCUUUGAUCUUCAGGAACUUCCUGCAUUCGCAAUCAUUGGAAUUGCCUGUGGAUUUCUUGGGGCGUUUUUUGUCUAUCUGAACAGACAGGUGGUGCUGUUCAUGAGACGACCAAAUGCAAUGACCAGCUUCCUGAUUAAACAUCGACUCAUCUUUCCAGCUACUGUUACACUGGUCAUUGCCACCUUGACCUUCCCACCAGGGUUUGGACAGUUUAUGGCUGGAGAGCUAAUGCCCAGGGAGUGCAUCAACUCUUUGUUUGAUAACUUUACAUGGACGAAGAUUUCGGGAUCUCCCUCUCCAGCUGGUCUGGGCCGGUCUGCUGCUUGGCUGCACCCUGACGUUAGCGUCUUUAUUAUUCUGCUGCUCUUCUUCAUCAUGAAGUUCUGGAUGUCUGCAGUGGCCACCACCAUGCCCAUUCCAUCUGGGGCCUUCAUGCCUGUCUUCAUACUCGGAGCUGCAUUUGGCAGGCUGGUUGGGGAAAUCAUGGCAACCCUGUUUCCUCAUGGGAUUGUGUUUGAUGGCAUUCUGUACCGCAUCAUUCCAGGGGGUUACGCAGUCAUCGGUGCAGCAGCAUUGACCGGAGCUGUGACUCAUACUGUGUCUACGGCCGUUAUCUGCUUUGAGCUGACAGGACAGAUUUCCCACAUACUCCCCAUGAUGGUGGCUGUAAUCUUAGCCAACAUGGUGGCCCAGGGCCUGCAACCUUCCCUGUAUGACUCUAUCAUCCAGGUCAAGAAACUACCAUACCUGCCAGAGCUUGGCUUUGGACACAUGAGCCAAUACAACAUCUUUGUAGAGGACAUUAUGGUUAGAAAGGUGAAGUUCAUAUCCUCCCAGUCUACAUACAGAGAAGUCAAACACCUGUUGGACUCCUUCUCACUGAAAACUAUCCCUUUGGUUGACUCUAAAGAUUCUAUGAUCCUCUUGGGCAGCAUUGACCGUGUGGAGCUUCUAGCGCUCUGUGAUUGGUGGUUGUCCCCAGAAAGAAGACUUCUGAUGGAGGGUCCGAGCCUACAGGAGAAGAAUCCGUGUCCAAAAAGCAGUUGGGAGUCAUUCGCCUUUGUAGAUGAUGAAGAAGAUGAAGAAAGAGACAAGGGCAGCCCUCUUCAGGAGGAAAGAAACGGUCCUGUACCCCCUCCGAAACCUCAGGACCCCUCCUCCAACCACACUGCACCUGCAACUGAAAAAGGUCCCCUGCAGUCGAUGAGGAGAACGCUCAGAAAUCUCUUCACCUCUAAAAGCAGACAGUCAGAGAAGGAACUGCAGGAGCCCUGCCCUCCUCCUCUAUCAGACACUAUGACUUCAGACGAGAUCAAAGCGUGGGAAGAGGCAGAGAUGGAUAAGCCGAUGGAAAUCGAUGAGAUACGAAUUGACCCUUCACCUUUCCAGCUGGUGGAGAGAACUUCAUUGCACAAGACUCACACAUUAUUCUCCCUGCUUGGACUAAGUCAUGCUUAUGUGACCAGCAUUGGAAAACUUGUGGGGGUGGUGGCUUUAAAAGAGCUCCAGAAGGCCAUCGAAGGCUCCACGCGCUCCGGUGUCCGGCUCCGGCCCCCUUUGGCCAGCUUUCGUGACAUCAGCAAACACAAAUCUGUCCCUAAACCUCCACCCUCUUCUUCUAGUCCUUCUUCAUCUCCCAUUUCAACCUCUCCACCGUUGUCUGAAAUUAUCCCAGAGCCUCCCCUCUCUUUAACCCCUGACCACAACCAACACCAUAAUAAUAAUCAUCAUAAUCACCACGAGCAUGAAACAGAGGUAUGGAUUGAGGGUGUAUCGAGGGAUGUAGAGGAGUGUAGCAAUAGCAUCCGCUGCAGCAGCACUUCAACAAGUAGAAGUUGCAGCUACAACAGCAACUUCACCCUCCCUCCACCUUCCACUCUUCCUCCUGCUCCUCCUUCCACAACCCCUCCUUCAUCUCCUUCUUCCUCCAUCUCUCUCUCCACCCUGAGACUUUCACAGAGACUCCUUCAGGUGGUAGAAGACAGUGAUAAUGAGCCAAUGGUUUAGCUUACAAACAAAGAAUAUUUUUUUAUACCGGAAAUUUGUAUUUAAAGAUAUUUUCUUUUCCAUUCUUAACUUAUCGUUCUGGUAUUUGGGCACUUUAUGUACCUCUCUUUAUCACACCGCUACAAAUUCUUUGUAGUUUAGAGAUGUAAUUCUCGUUAGUCAUCUAAUUCUCCAGCAAAACCGUCGCCAUCACUUCUAAACACAUUGCAGUGGAGUUGUACCUCAGGGAUCAAUCCUUUCCCCCUUUUACUUUCAAUUUACAUACCUCCUUUACACCAGCUUAACCAGAACUUACAGAAUAUUGCAUUGGUUGAAAAUAGGAAAUGAAACUUAAAAUUUUGUUUAUGAUUGUUUUAGAGCCAAAGCAGCAUAGAGAAUUUUGACAAAACGUUCACAAUAAUCUGCUUGUUGGAAAUGUUUUGAUUUUCAUCAAGAAUUCCAUAGAAAACAAGAAACAAUAAGUAAAUGCAUCCCAUGCUGCUUUCCGAUUUUUAUUAGUUAAUUUGAUUAUUUCUGUUUAAUAACUGUUUCCCAACCAAACUCAGUCUGCAUUUUUUAUCUAUUUAUUUUGACCAACUCUGUUGAAAAAUAAGCAAAAUAUUGCCUAGCAAUGUCUGCCGGGGCUCCAGAGAAAGGUUCCUGUACUGCCAUAUUACCUGAUUGUUCAUGUCUUACUUUUUAAAAUGAUAUCAGAGCAGGUGAAGCUAAUUUGGCACUAACCCUUUGGAUCGCAGCGCAGUAAUGAAGCUGCUCAGUCCACCAUGGAAGACUGGCCAAAGCCCCACAACGACCUCUGUGCUGACCUUGUGGAAGCAGCCUCAGAGCUCAUUUCUCCAUGGCUAAGUUGACAAAUGAAGCAGCUAAAGGCGACUGACAACACCAAACCCUCUCUAACAAAGAUUCCUUUUGGGUUUUUUUACAAAGCCACGUCCCAGAAUGACUCACAGCUUCUUUGAAUAAUUUACCGGAGAAUAUUUAUGAGAAUCAAAUCGGACAGAACAAAUACCAAUCUACAGCAUCCUCAGCAAAAUGAUGGUUAGUAUCUAUGACAGUAAAUGACAGCUGACAGUUUGUUGUAUAACAUCUACACAUGAUAGAGAUUCAGACAAAUGCUGACAGAUGGGAAUCUUAUAAAUUAGUAUUUAAAUUUAAUUUAAAUAUUUAAAGGAGGAACAGUCAGUAUGACUUAAUUCAGGGGCUGGAAGUUAAGGGCUCGCACAGAAAUGUGUCUUGCAUCAGGAAUAGAAGGUUUUAUUGCAUGUCUCCUCUCAAAUGCUGAUAUGUAUUUGAAAUCUGCAGUUUUCUGUUACUGAAAGACUGUUGAUCUGGAAAUUAGAAGCUGGGUGCAUGUUCUAACUCAAGUUAGCACCUUAGAGGACUCCUUAAUAGAGUAAAGUCAUUUCAUUCAUAGAUAAUGUUAUAAAAAGCAUGUGAAAAGAAAACUUACACAUCAAACCACACUGCAGCUUAAGUAAAAUUGCUAACUAAUGCAAUUUUUACUGAAAUACAUGCAUUUCAGUACAGAAAUGCAUCUGUCCUUAUGAUGCACCAUUUCCAGAUUUCAUCUUAUACACUUGCACUAUUAAGUUCUCUUAACCCAAAGUUAGUCCUCGGGUGCUGUUUUAAGUCUUUAAAUUUAUCUCUUUUUUUUUUAAAUAGCUUUUUAUGUUCAAAUAAAACAUGUAUCUGGAUCUUAAACAGGUGUUCAGUCUCUAUAAGUCUUGUAUCAUCUGUUUAUCUGGGGUAAUAAUAUUUAUUUACCAACUUAUUUAUUUUUUGGUGUUUCUGUAGAUCCAAAUGUUUUCCAGAUGUUCAUAUAACUGCAAAAUGGUAGAAUAAUAAAGCUUUAUUUGAAUGUAGAUUUUGAAUUUAUUUUGCCUUCACUGAAUGUUAACUUUUAAUUGCCUGCACCUAAGUUCUUGUAUGUAUAAAAUAUCCUGACUAAAACAU
Molecule: messenger RNA, 6027 nt
Organism: Xiphophorus hellerii (green swordtail)
Lineage: Eukaryota; Metazoa; Chordata; Actinopteri; Cyprinodontiformes; Poeciliidae
Product: chloride channel protein 1-like
Exons: 24
Coding region: 895-4077 (1060 amino acids)
Biological process (GO): chloride transport; transmembrane transport
Cellular component (GO): plasma membrane
Molecular function (GO): voltage-gated chloride channel activity
Source: RefSeq, a predicted model, not a curated record